Lathyrus sativus (Indian pea) is the source of this 588-nucleotide messenger RNA. The record is from the annotation of a GenBank genome assembly. Lineage: Eukaryota; Viridiplantae; Streptophyta; Magnoliopsida; Fabales; Fabaceae.
AUGUUGGCAGUUACAUUUGUCUCGUAUAGGUUCAAUAUUUGUGGAAAGCAUUCUAAUAUCAUGAAGGCCAAGAGGGGCCUUAGACAAUGUGACCUUGUGUCUCCCCUCCUUUUUGUGAUGAUUAUGGAAUACCUGCACAAAAGCAUUCACAAGCUCAAUAGAAUUCCUAAUUUUAACUUCCAUGCGAAGUGUGAAAAGCAUCAAAUUAUUAACAUUGCUUUUGCUGAUCAUUUACUUCUCUUUGAUAGGGGUGAUUGUAAAUAUGUGGAGCUCCUUAUGGAAAAAAUGAGGGCUUUCUCUAAUGCUACUGGGUUAUUCAUGAAUCCUUGCAAAUGUAAGGCUUAUUUUGGUGGAGUGCACCCUGAGGUGAAAAAUCAAAUCAUCUGCAUUAUUGGCUUUGUUGUUGGUGAUCUUCCUUUUAGGUACCUAGAUGUACCUCUCACUAGCAGGAAACUGGCAGUGCAUAAUUGCAUGGGUUUGGUGGACAUCAUUAUUAAAAGAAUCAGACACGGGAGUUUGAAGUUGUUGUCUUAUGCAUGUAGGGUGCAACUUAUUAACAACACUCUUUCUGCUAUGACAUCGUAUUGA